ACCGCGGGUCAGCGACGGCGGCCGGGAGGCGGAAGCGGAGGGUGUUGUGGCUCCCAGGGCUGUUCGAGUAGCUGCUGCUGCUGAGGCGGCGGCGACUGCGUUGAGGUGGUGGCGGGGCUGCCGGCCUCGGGCCGCUCGGCCUCUCGGCUCGCCUUCCAGCCUCGCCUGAGCCCGCCGGGGCCCGCGCCGGCCAGCUCCUGCCCUAUGAGUGUGUCACUGGUUGUCAUCCGAUUGGAGCUCGCGGAACACUCGCCCGUCCCCGCCGGGUUCGGCUUCAGCGCCGCGGCCGGGGAAAUGUCUGAUGAGGAGAUAAAAAGGACGACACUAGCUUCAGCUGUAGCUUGUUUAGAAGGGAAGUCACCAGGAGAGAAAGUAGCAAUUAUCCAUCAGCAUCUCGGCCGUCGAGAAAUGACAGAUGUGAUCAUUGAGACCAUGAAAUCCAACCCAGAUGAACUGAAAACUACAGUGGAAGAAAGGAAGUCUUCAGAAGCCUCCCCCACUGCGCAAAGAAGUAAAGAUCACAGUAAGGAAUGCAUAAACACUGCCCCAGAUUCUCCAUCCAAACAGCUUCCAGACCAGAUUUCAUUCUUCAGUGGAAAUCCAUCAGUUGAAAUAGUUCAUGGUAUUAUGCACCUAUAUAAGACAAAUAAGAUGACCUCCUUAAAAGAAGAUGUGCGGCGCAGUGCCAUGCUGUGUAUUCUCACAGUCCCUGCUGCAAUGACCAGUCAUGACCUUAUGAAGUUUGUUGCCCCAUUUAACGAAGUAAUUGAACAAAUGAAAAUCAUCAGAGACUCUACUCCCAACCAAUAUAUGGUGCUGAUAAAGUUUAGUGCACAGGCUGAUGCAGAUAGUUUUUACAUGGCAUGCAAUGGCCGCCAGUUCAACUCAAUAGAAGAUGACGUUUGCCAGCUAGUGUAUGUGGAAAGAGCUGAAGUGCUCAAAUCUGAAGAUGGUGCCAGCCUCCCAGUGAUGGACCUGACUGAGCUCCCCAAGUGCACGGUGUGUCUGGAGCGCAUGGACGAGUCUGUGAAUGGCAUCCUCACAACGUUAUGUAACCACAGCUUCCACAGCCAGUGUCUUCAGCGCUGGGACGACACCACGUGUCCUGUUUGCCGGUACUGUCAAACGCCUGAGCCAGUAGAAGAAAAUAAGUGUUUUGAGUGUGGUGUUCAGGAAAAUCUUUGGAUUUGUUUAAUAUGCGGCCACAUAGGAUGUGGACGGUAUGUCAGUCGACAUGCUUAUAAGCACUUUGAGGAAACACAGCACACGUAUGCCAUGCAGCUUACCAACCAUCGAGUCUGGGACUAUGCUGGAGAUAACUAUGUUCAUCGACUGGUUGCAAGUAAAACAGAUGGAAAAAUAGUACAGUAUGAAUGUGAGGGGGAUACUUGCCAGGAAGAGAAAAUAGAUGCCUUGCAAUUAGAGUAUUCAUAUUUACUAACAAGUCAGCUGGAAUCUCAGCGAAUCUACUGGGAAAACAAGAUAGUUCGGAUAGAGAAGGACACAGCAGAGGAAGUAAGUCUGUUUGGUUUGGUGACUGCUGAAAUGCCACAUGGCAGGGCACUCUGGUGCACUCAACUAAACACGAAAGUGGCCAAACUCACCAACGAGCUCAAAGAGGAGCAGGAAAUGAACAAGUGUUUGCGAGCCAACCAAGUCCUCCUGCAGAACAAGUUAAAAGAGGAGGAGAGGGUGUUGAAAGAGACCUGUGACCAAAAAGAUCUGCAGAUCACCGAGAUCCAGGAGCAGCUGCGUGAUGUCAUGUUCUACCUGGAGACACAGCAGAAGAUCAACCAUCUGCCUGCUGAGACCCGGCAGGAAAUCCAAGAGGGACAGAUCAACAUUGCCAUGGCCUCAGCCUCGAGCCCUGCCUCUUCUGGGGGCAGUGGGAAGUUGUCCUCCAGGAAGGGCCGCAGCAAGAGGGGCAAGUGACCUUCAGAGCAACAGACAUCCCCGAGACUGUUCUCCCUGGCACCGUGAGGGUGUGCUGGGACCUUCAGCUAAAUGUGAGGGUGGGCCCUAAUAAGUACAAGUGAGGAUCAAGCCACAGUUGUUUGGCUCUUUCAUUUGCUGGUGUGUGAUGUAGUGAAUGUAGAGGGUGCUGAGUGGAGAGUUGAUGGAAAGGGGCUGCGUUUGAAAAGGUCUUAAGAGUUCCCUAACCUCAGACAUUCUAAUGACCAUUUUGCCUUCCUGCUUGGUAGAAGCCCCAACUCUGCUGUGCAUUUUUCCGUUGUAUUUAUGUAGUUGGUAUAUUUGACAUUGAGUUCUGGGGUAGGUUUAAGAUGUUAAGUUAUUUCUUGUAACCUCAAAGGUAAGGUUAUCUAGCACUAAAGCACCAAACCUCUCUGAGGUCAUAACAGCUGCUUUAAAGAGAGGUUUCCAUUGGCUACUGAGGAGUUAUGAAAAUUCCCUAGCAAUAGUGUCAUAUCAUUAUCAUCUCCCCCUUCCUCUAGGGAGUGGAGGAAUUGCUUGAAUGUUAUCUGAAAAGAGGCCUGGUAGUAAACCCGGCCCUGGCUCUUUACCAGCAGUCAUCUCUUCUUGCUCUGGGGCUAGCCAGGAAAAACAAACAACCCGGGGCAUAUUAGGUAGACUCAGUGUAGGAAAAAUGGUGGCAGCUCCACUGUUUAUUUUUGGUGACUUCAUACGUCAUUAUGAACUGCAAUUAAGGAGGAGGCUUAAUGGCUGUUCCCAAACUCAAACCUCAGAGUGGAUAUCCUAGCAUCUAGCAAGACUGAGUGGGGAGAUUUCUCAUCCGUGUGAAAAUGUAGAGUGAGGCCUCUGACUAGCUAAUUGUGUAUUUUGCUGGGUUCAGUAUUUUCUAAAUGUUUACAAAAUAUUGGGCUGCAUGUUCAGGUUGCAGCUAGAGGGAGCUUGGGCAGAUUUUCAAUUAUGCUUUCAAGAUAUAACCAAAGGCUGUUUCUAAAUCCUAAAAUUAGAAUUUCAACAGAGCCCCCUUUAAAACAGUCAUAUAAUGCUUGUGUGGGCCAACAGAGGGGCUGUGUACUCUCUCUGGAACCAUAAAUGUCAAGUAAUUCAUAACCUGCAGUAAUUGAGCAAACUUAAGACCUGUGUUGGAAUUUAGUUUCUUGAAGAGGUAGAGGGACAGGUUACCAAGAUAUAUUGUUAAAUGAGGGGUUUUGGUUUUUGCUUUAUAAUUAGCCAAAGGUUUUCAAAUGAUCACAUUUCAGAAUAGGUUUUUAUCCUGUAAUUAGACCUCAUCCCCUUUGACCUAAAUACAUGUUACUUGUUAGCACAUCAACUAUUGCUAAUCACCGUCCAUUUUUGUGGGAUGUGCUGCAGCAUUUCCCAAAAAACUUUACCUGUAAUGUUGCAAAAUGAAUGUACUCAGACAUUAAUUUUUACUUAGGGAAGACCAACUCUUUGAGUCUCUCUUGGACUUAUAUAUACAGAUAUCUUAAGAGUGGGAAUGUAAAGCAUAACCUAAUUCUCUUUCCUAUAGAGAUUCUAUUUUAUUUAAAAUCUAUUUUUACACUAGUUAGAAUCCUGCUGUUUUGGCCAAGUAGUUGUCUUGCAUGUCUGACCUUGCAGAAGCUGUGGUGGAUCAUAGCAUACUAAUGAAGAGAAUUAGAAGUAGUUUACAAAGCUCGCUCGCUCAUUUCUCUGUGAUCCCCUCUAUCCAGCGGCUCCACCACCACCUGGGAAAACAGAUUUUUCAGCACAGGUGGGAUAAAUGCUCUGAAAGGCUGUGCCCAGAGGAAUGAGCAAGUAGGCAAAUGUUUCCAAACUACUUGAAGGUUUUAAAAAAAAAGUUCCAGAAAAAUCUUACCAGGAUAUGUAAAGAAAAUGUGUGUGUGUGUGUGUGUGUGUGAGAUAAAAACAAGGAGUCAUGUUUGAAUUUCACAAUAUCACAUCAGACAGAAGCUGUUUUCUUCAGGAUGGAAAUGAACCACUUAAUAUACCCAUACUACCUUGAACAAUGAAAUUGAAUUAAAAUAGCCAGACUUUGAAA
Piliocolobus tephrosceles (Ugandan red Colobus) is the source of this 3970-nucleotide messenger RNA. It is a transcript of the gene BRAP, whose product is annotated as BRCA1 associated protein. The record is from RefSeq and is a predicted model, not a curated record. Gene Ontology annotation, cellular component: cytoplasm. The coding region runs from base 205 to 1932 and encodes 575 amino acids. The transcript is spliced from 11 exons. Lineage: Eukaryota; Metazoa; Chordata; Mammalia; Primates; Cercopithecidae. Gene Ontology annotation, molecular function: ubiquitin protein ligase activity; nucleic acid binding; zinc ion binding. Gene Ontology annotation, biological process: Ras protein signal transduction; protein ubiquitination.